Molecule: messenger RNA, 2133 nt
Organism: Symbiodinium natans
Lineage: Eukaryota; Dinophyceae; Suessiales; Symbiodiniaceae
Source: the annotation of a GenBank genome assembly
AUGGCUUUGCAGCACAGCCCACAGAUCUCUCCGCAUGAGCCCGGCGAUGUGGAUAGCGAACUUACGCCGACUUUGCCAGAAUCCGCCCAGGAGGCGACGCACCAAUACCAAAGUGCUGUCUUCCGCCGGGCGGCCUAUGCACUCUUUCUCCUCGGCGCUGCGCUCGUGGUCAUGGCCACAGCCACAGUCUUCCCAAUGCAGGCUGGAGAAAUGGAGAAAUCUUCCAGCGAUGCUUCGAUGGAGGGAAUGGCAUCGGAAUUGCGAAUGCUUGCUGAAGUUUCAUGUGCUGGAGUUACGUGUGACGCCUACUCCACCCAUGACCCCACCGGCACAUGUGAGGGACCCGAGACUUCCGAUGACUGUUUGGAGAAGUGCUGUCUCGAGAUCGAGUGCGAUGACAUUCCAGCUUUCUCGUGCGUGGCUGCCCUUGGUCCGUCAUUCUUCAAAAGGAAGAUUACAUUCUUCAAAAUGGGAAAAAGUGGAAAGUGCAAAGGAGAAGAGAAUUGCAAGGACACGUGUUGUCAAGGCGAGUGCGCCACCACUACUUGCAACGGCGCAAACCCCUGCCAGAGGCCAUUCCCACCAGAGCGGUGCACUCCUUCCAAGUGCCCGGAGCAAUGCUGCUACAAUGGCGAUGAGUACUGUGGCAAUGGUGGUGCCAAUGCCUACACGUCGGCAUGCAAGAGUUGCAUGUCGCUGACGACAUAUUGUGAGAACAUGAUGAGCCUCGACUUCGCGACGACACCCAGGCAUGAGUGGAACCAGAAAGCCUUCGAGAUGGUCAUGCAAGGCUUGCUGGAGCCUGGCUGUGAGGUGAAGGAAGUUCCACAGUGUGAGGACUUGCUCAAGUUCAGAGUGAAAGCUACCUUCCCUUGGCACAAAGCCAGUGGCGAAUACGUGUCAGCGAACGCCGUGGAUAUCAUCGCUGGUGGCACUCAAGCGGUCAGUGGUGGAGAUGACAUGCUAAUUUUCAUCUGGAGGAUUGAGGAUGGCCACUUCCUCCGAAACUACUCGGCCCAUUAUUCCGGCAUUCGUGCGAUCAGCACGUUCCGCGAUGCCACCUUCUUCUGUGCUGCCAGCUCGACAGAAGUAAUCGUCUGGCGCAGCUCAGGCCCUGAAGAUGCAGGAACCCUUUCCGUGGAGUUUAAUACCUACAACACAACCGAAGUCCAGACCACGUUCUGCAUGAGCGUCCCCACGUGGGAAACCGUCAUUGUGGGUCAGACUGACAGCCUCACGGUCAUCUGGCACUGGAAAUUUAAGGGAACCCUCACAGUUCCAGUCGACCCGGACGCCGAGUGGGCUUGGCAGAUUGACCGAGAUGCGAUCUUUGUCUGCUGGCCUGACUCGCUCAAGGGCCAUCCCGGUGCACUCCAAAAAGGCUUCACGGAGUGGAGGAAGAAUCUGUUCGGGAUUCAUCCACAUCAGGGAUUCCUGGGCGGCAGCCGGCGCCUCCUGGACGGCAGCGACACGUCCCGGGGCGGAGACAUGUCUCCGGCUAUCGUGACGUCUCUGGAAGGCAAGGUGUCUGAGGAGGUGCAGGCACAGGCGCGGAGACUCCGUCCUGCCGAUCGCACAGCCCCGUUUACCAAUUGGUUCACCAAUGAGCGUUGGGGCGAUGUCCCGGUCUAUUUCUACGAGCCGGACGGCUGGGGAAAGGUGAUGUGCAUAGCAGCGAUCCCCUUCGACAUCCUCUAUGCAGUCGGCUACGAGGAUGGUAGCAUCCGUGUUUGGAAGACCUACAACGGCUUCUUGAAGAGCUUGAUCCCAAAGGCCCAUGAAGGAUCGGUCAACGCCUUGGUUUCGGCUCCGGCUGGGAACACCUUGUAUUCCGGUGGGCAAGAUGGCGUCAUUCGCAUGUGGGAUGUCUUCAGCGGCAAGCCGCAAGGCGAGUUGUACGCUGCCCAUGCCGGGGCUGUUCGGUCGUUGGAAGUGAUCCCGGGCGGCAACAAUAUCUACUCGGGUCACGCCUUCGGCCUUUUGCUGUUGUGGAUCCCAGGAGAGAAGAAGUUGUGGUGUGAGCUGGACACAAAGGCUGGUUCCGUCAACUCUCUUCGAGUCAAUCCUGCUGUGGUUGGUCAGGUCCUGGCGGCUUUGGAGAAUGGCGACGUCAGGGUGUACCAGAUGGGCUGA